UUGGUUCUACACUCCAUCGUAAGCCGGUCAGUUGUUUGUCAACACGUGCCGUGCGUUUUGUAAAUGUCUGUGUGCGCAUAUUUAAAUGGUGUAGUGUUGACAAAUUUUUCUGUAAAAUACGUUAUUUUUUUCUUAAUAAAACUUUUCUAAUACUUCUCAAUCUAACUUCUAACAAGAUCUAUUAUUAUAACUAUUUAAGAAAAAAAAAUUUUUAAUUUAAUCAUAAAAAUAUUUUGUUAAAACAGUUAAAUUGAAAUAUUUUAAUUGUAUUGUGUUUUUUUAUCAAUAACACAGUCGUUUAAUUUUAAUUUUAAUUGUUGAAUGACGAAUUAUAUGAGUGCAGCCGUUACAAAACUUGUUAUUUGAACAAUUUUUUCGCGUAUCUUACUGUGGAAUAGUGUUAACAUUUAAUAGCAUGUGCGAGUUACAGACUAAUCAUGGAGAGUUGAUUUUCGACGAAAUUGAUAUGGGAUUAAAGUCUAUUCUAGAUGAACCAUUUCAUCCAUUUUUUGGAAAUAUUAGUGAUAAAUGUAUGGAUGAGCCAAGCUGCAAAAUUUCUCGUAUUGAAGAUUCUACAGAAAUGGGUAAGAAAACCCAAUUGUUCGGCAAUGUCUAUAAAAGGGGCAGUCGCAAGUUGUCAGGAAAAGCUUGUGGAGUACCAAGAGACGGAGGAAACAUUGAUAAAAAAGAAGAAACUGAACUUUUAUGGAGCAAUGUUGUAGAAUCUCAAUCAGCGUUCCUUGGACCGAAUCUUUGGGACAAUAAAACCAUACCUUAUGAUAAUGACCUCAAAUAUUGCGAUUUGGACGAAUUUCUGUCAGAAAACGGUUUGCCGGUUGAGGGCGAUCAACACAACGGCACGUCGGGUGGCAACGGAGCAAACGUUAACCAGGGCUCCAUAGUGACAGCCGCCAGCGCAGGCUCACUCAUGCCGGGCGUCAACGGACGCCUGUCACCGCCGCCCCCGGCCUCGCUACACCCCAUACAACACCUACAAGCCAAUGGCGCUGGCGGGGUGGCAACUAUACUCACCAAGCGCGAACCAUCACCAUCGCCGAGCGAACCACUGAGUCCGAUCACCAUCAACCCGCCGUCGCCCGCAGAUUCCACAUUGUCAUUUGCGUCAUCCAGCAGAGAUUUCGACCCAAGAACACGGCCGUUUUCCGACGAGGAGCUCAAACCUCAGCCAAUGGUAAAGAAAUCAAGGAAACAGUUUGUGCCGGAUGGGCUUAAAGAUGAAAAAUACUGGGCGAGACGCCGAAAAAACAACAUGGCGGCUAAACGGUCGAGAGACGCGAGGCGAAUGAAAGAGAACCAGAUCGCUUUGAGGGCGGGAUUUUUAGAAAAAGAGAAUAUGGGUCUUCGACAAGAAAUGGAACGUUUGAAAAAAGAAAAUUUGGCGCUUCGGGAUAGAUUAUCAAAAUUCACCAACGAGAUCUAAACAAAUUAUUGCGUUACUCAUAACCACAUUUACGCGGAUUAUAUAUUAUUAUUAAUAUUAUUAUUGUAAAGUUUCGAUCAGGUAUCUAUUAUGUUAUUUUUCUUGAUUUAGAUUAGAAUUUACUCAAACUCGUGUCGUUCUGAAUAUAUAUUUAUAAAAUUUAAUCUAGUUAUUAAAACAGUUCGUUAUAUGUAUAUUUCCAUCGAUGUAAAACAUAUAAUAUAUUCUAACGAAAAUCUUAUGUAGUUACCUUAAGCAAGUCAUGUCGAAGUACACUUUUAGCCGUGAAUAGAAUAAGGAGAAUACAUACUUAUUUCACUGUAGUUCUGUUUUAUUUGGAUAAUUCGCGAUAACAUGAUUGUAUUUUAUUUAAAAAUGUGUAUGUUAUAACGCAACUGAUCUCAAUAUCUCGCAUACGAAGUCAUUUUUGUCCUCUCGUGUUUUGUUACCCAUACAUUGAUAAACUUAUCAAUAAAUAUAUAACUUUGUUGCCGUUUUGGUUUUAUCGUUUAACUGUCAAGUAAUUAACGAAUGAUUUUACAAUAAGAAGGAUUUUUUUUACACAUACGUCCGUAUGGUUUUGUUGUUCUGUAUAUAAACAAAAAUACAAAAUAGGUCUAAAGUUAUUAAAUUAUUAUUAUUAUUAUUAUAUUUUAUUAUUAUUUUAAAUUGUCCUAUUUAUGUUUUUUGUUAAAAACAAUGAUUGUUUUACCUAACAUCUGGCUUAUAUUAUAUUAAUAUAGUCGUGGUUAUACAUAGGCGUGAACAUAUUAAGUAAUAAAUGUACAAAUAUUUACAUUAGUAAAACUAUAAGUAUAAGAGCUAACAUCAAUAAUGUGUUAUACUUUUAUAUUUACACUUUGCUUUGUUUUAUUUCUCGAGCACUUGUUUAUCUUUUAUUUCUUUCCAUAGGAACUUUUUAAGAACCUAAGAAUUUUCCAUAGCUAAUUUUGUUUAUUUGCUCUAACUAUAUUAUUGUUAAAUGGCGUGUAAUAUCAUUACCAAUUACCUGUAUGCAAUAAAGAUUUAAUACAUUUUUUAGUGUUGCGGGUUUUGAUUUAUUUGUUUUAAGGCUUCCAAAAUAUUAUGUCAAUUAAGUCGUAUGUAUAAUACACUUCCAUAUUACGUGUGAAGACCCAUCCCAUUUUCUCAUGAAUAAUAUAUAAAAUGUGUAAUUUAUAUACUAUGUAGUUAUUGGUAUGUUUAUUUUAAAUAUUAUUUAGUUAUUAUUAGUACCAUUAUUAUUUAAUUAUUUUUGGUUAAAUACUUAACUUUUUAUUAGUAGUUAAGUGUUGAUUUUUUCAAAUGUUUAUUUGUAGACAUUUAGAUAGUUACAUUGACAUAUUUCUUAAUUGUUUUAUGUAUGAAUAAAAUAUAGUAAUAAUAUUAGUUAAGCUUUAAAAUAUUAAAUUAGUAAGAUAUUUGUUCUAAGAAUAAUAUAUUUGAUAUUUGUGAAUAGAUACUUUUUUUUACAACACUUCUAUAAUACCUUAUAAUGUACUUCUGUUAGAAAACGAGAACAAAAAUGUGUAUGGGUCAGGGGUUACUGUAUGAUUUAGUUUUUCUAAUUAUAUAUGAAUAUGAUUUCAUAUAUAUUUCUUUAAAAAAUACCUUUUAUACUUGUAUAAUAUAAAUAAAUAUCAUAGUUUGUUGUUAAAUUAAAAAUUUUGUCCGAGUUUUAUUGUUUUGCGUUAAUAUACAAUUAAUAACCAA
Messenger RNA from Daktulosphaira vitifoliae (grape phylloxera), 3154 nucleotides. RefSeq names its product hepatic leukemia factor-like. Gene Ontology annotation, cellular component: nucleus. NCBI's taxonomy places the organism in Eukaryota, Metazoa, Arthropoda, Insecta, Hemiptera, Phylloxeridae. Gene Ontology annotation, molecular function: DNA-binding transcription factor activity, RNA polymerase II-specific; RNA polymerase II cis-regulatory region sequence-specific DNA binding. The transcript is spliced from 8 exons. The record is from RefSeq and is a predicted model, not a curated record. Gene Ontology annotation, biological process: regulation of transcription by RNA polymerase II. The coding region runs from base 416 to 1441 and encodes 341 amino acids.